Molecule: messenger RNA, 1711 nt
Organism: Solanum dulcamara
Lineage: Eukaryota; Viridiplantae; Streptophyta; Magnoliopsida; Solanales; Solanaceae
Exons: 4
Coding region: 94-1410 (438 amino acids)
Source: RefSeq, a predicted model, not a curated record
UUUUGAAAAAGACUGACGAAUCCAGAAUUUUGUCAAACCUCCUCCGCAAUUACUGAUUCAAAUCUUGCACUUUUUCAGCAGCUGUCUCCGGUCAUGGCCGCCGCGGAAUCCCGGCCGGCGGAGCCCGGAACCGACGAUGACAACUCCAUUCACGUCUCCCUCAUAGACGCUAUUCAAAACUUCACCGAUCUCGAUAUUUUCUUAAAUAAGCUCGAACGCUUUCUGCGAUUUUUGGGUUUCUGCCAGUAUUCCAUCUUCAGCGCUGCCUUAUCCUGGCUGGCUUUUGUUGUCUUCUCCAUUGUUGUGCCUCUUCUCGUAACUUACUUUGGUUACUGCUCUAACUGUGAGCUGUAUCAGAUUAAUGACUUUGAGCGCGAGGUUUUUGUAUGCCAAUCUAUUGCCGCUUUCAUAUCGCUGCUGUGUAUCUCGCACAAUCUCCGUAAAUAUCGCAUCAGGAAAUUGCUUUUCGUGGAUCGAUACCAUGGUCAACUGACUCAGUUCAGUGAGCUCUAUCUAAAGAAGAUACGUGUCUUUUAUUAUUUGGUGGUUUCGUGGAUGACAAUUUUCUUUUUGAUGAAGAUUGCUCGUGAAGUCACUAGAGCUGUGUACCUUUAUGAUGGUUCUAUAUGGUGGUCAAUUGGAAUUGUGGUUGCUUCACUUGUAUCAUGGGCAUAUUCUACCAUGAUCUUUCUAGUGGGAACUGCUCUGUUUCAUCUCGUGGGCAAUUUGCAAGUUAUACACUUGGAACAUUUUGGCGAGCUUUUGGAAAUGGAUAUGGAUGUCUCAGUUUACAUCAAUGAACAUAUGCGUCUGACCUGUUAUGUGUGUAAAAUUAGCCACAGGUUUAGGAUGUUUCUCCUCCUGGAGUACUUAAUUGUCACAGUCAGUCAAUGUAUAGUUCUAUUGCAGGCAACAGCAAAUCAAGGAAUCGUCAACUUCGUAAAUGCUGGUGAUUUUGUGGUAAUAUCAAUUGUUCAACUGGUUGGACUACUUAUAUGCCUGAAUGCAGCUGCAAAGAUAUCGCAUAGAGCACAAGGCCUGGGAUCAGUAGCCAGUAGAUGGCAUGCACUAGUUACUUGUAAUAGCAAUGAUGCUUCUGUCUCCGAAUUUUCAUCUGAUGGUAGAAAUGUUGAAGCACCAAAAACAGUGGGCGAGUUAUCUGUAAAUUAUUCAGAAGGUGAUUUGGAGUCCAUUGAUUGUAUGCCUCCACCUGCAAAUAUACAACUCACUUCUACUAUGACAUCAUAUCACAAGAGACAAGCAUUUGUGGCUUAUGUGGAGUCUAACCCUGGUGGUUUUAGCAUUUAUGGAUGGAGGGUUGAUCGAUUACUCAUUAACACACUUUUCUUCGUUGAGAUGACAUUGGUCACUUUUCUACUCGGGAUGACUCUAACAAUAAAAGUUAGGUGACAUAUACCAGACUGUAACAACAGCUAAAUGGCACAUACUAGUAACUCCAAUUGGUACUUCACAAUGCAUUGCAGCUCUCCUUUGGUUUCUCUUCGGGGAAUGGCUAGAGCCUGUAACCUUUAUUUCUUCCCAAUGAAAAUUAAUUACUCCCCUGAUUCCCAUAUAUUUUGGAUAUCACUUGUCAUCAUGGUCCAAAAACAUGGAGAUCUCUGUAUGAACACUACAGCUAAGUUAACAUUAGCUACAUUCUUGAUAAGAGCAAUGUUGUACAACCUCUGUAAUACAAACACUAGCUUUUAUA